This is a messenger RNA of Phaedon cochleariae (mustard beetle), 2146 nucleotides long. The record is from the annotation of a GenBank genome assembly. Lineage: Eukaryota; Metazoa; Arthropoda; Insecta; Coleoptera; Chrysomelidae.
AUUUUUCAGUAGCCCUUUGACAUGAAAAGUCAAAUAGUUGUCAAAAAUCUAUAAAAACUGAAAUAAAACUUCAAAAUAUCACAAAUAUGUGGAUAAUUCGAUUGAAUAAAUAAAUGGUAAAUUCACUUUUAUCGAAGUCUGCACAUAUAAUUUCCAAUUUUAUGCUGUAAUUAGAUCAUGGCAUUAUCUUCCUUCAACAAAAUUUCAACCCUAUGUUCAAGAGAACUCCUGUUGAAUCGAAAAUCAGUUCCUGAUGCAUUCUUAAAACCUAUAAGACAUUUCAGAAAAGGUAAAGUGAACAAUGAAGGGCCUAAAGUUGAUCCAGAAAGUUUAGCAACUCCUUUCACAAAUGUUGCUGUGAAUUCUGGUACCCUACAUGUGGGCAAAUUAGUCAAGCCACUUGUUUUCACUGUAGCAUUUUCAGGGUCCUGCUUUCUUGGUGCAGCAAUAUGGGAGUAUGAAAAUAUGAGAUCACAUGCUUUGAGCAUGCUCAAAAAACCCAUAAAGUUUUUCAAGCAACAAUCAGAAUGGAAAACACAAUCUGUGAAUGAUUUAACAAGGCAAGUAACAAAUUGGUGGAAAGGAUUGACAGAAGGGGAAAAAGUCUUUGUUCCCGUUUGUGCUCUGAACAUAUUGGUAUUUUUAUCUUGGAGAAUACCUAGGUUUCAACCUUUCAUGAUGAAGUACUUCUGUUCGAACCCUGCAAGUCAGAAUGUAUGCCUGCCCAUGCUUUUAUCAACUUUCAGUCAAUACUCAGGAUUGCAUCUCUUGGCCAAUAUGUAUGUCUUACAUAGCUUCAGUACAGGUGCAGUACAUAGCUUAGGAAAAGAACAGUUUUUAGCCCUCUAUUUGAGUGCAGGAGUAGCAUCAAGUUUUACUAGCUAUAUGUACAAAAUCAUCACCAAGCAGCCUGGGUUAUCUUUAGGAGCUUCUGGGGCUAUAAUGGCGAUUUUGGGUUAUGUAUGCACUCAGCAUCCUGAUACAAGAUUAGGCAUAAUUUUAUUACCAAUGUUCACCUUCUCAGCUGGUGCUGCCAUCAAGUUCAUCAUAGGUCUUGACACAGCUGGUGUACUACUUGGAUGGAAAUUUUUUGAUCAUGCAGCUCAUCUGGGCGGCGCUGCUUGUGGAAUAUUUUGGGCCUUAUGGGGAAAUCAAUAUAUUUGGCAAAAACGAGAACCUGUAUUACACUAUUGGCAUGAACUAAGAGGUUCAAUAAAAUGAGUUUCAUACUAUUCAAUAAUGUAAAUAUCAUGAUAUCAUAUUUUAUUCUAGGUAAUUUAAGGUUCAGUAAAAGAUACCAGAAAACUGUAGUGCCCUUAUCAUAUUAUAUUAUAAAUUUUUGUGUACAGAAAAUUAUUUUGCUUUCACAACUUACUGGUCAGGUGGUCCACAUGGUACUUGAUGUGCUCACCAAUGAAGGAGGCUAUGUAAAAAUAUGAGUGAUCAUAACCUUCUCUUUUCUUCAAUACUACAGGAACUCCAGCUGCUUUACAGGCUUCAACAAGGUUUUCAGGUAAAAGUUGGCCUUUUAUGAAAAAUUCAUCAUCCAAUCCCUAAACCAAAUAUUCCUAAUGCAGGCCCAUUAUACUUCUUGACUAAUUCUGUGGCAUCCCAUUCACCCCAAGAACUAGUUUCUUGAGGACCCAAAUACCCAGAAAAGGCUUUGUGUCCCCAAGCACUUUUUAUUGGAUUUGAAAUAGGUGCAAAAGCAGAAACAGACUUGUACAGCCCUGGAUUUUUUAGAGCACAAAUGAGGGCACCAUGACCACCCAUACUGCAAAUAUACAAAAUUAACUCAAGAAUGAACUAUUAUCAUAAAUAUGUGUAUUGAUUUUGAAUGGAGAUAUUUUGUGAACCAUUUUAUAAAGUUGAGUUCAUAACUUAGGAUACAUACCUGUGGCCCAUAAUAGAUUGUAAUCCAGUUUCAACAGGAAAAUUGGCAUUGAUGAUACUUGGCAAUUCAACUGUGACAUAAUUGUACAUCCUAUAGUUUUUCUUCCAUGGCUCUUGAGUGGCAUUUAUAUAAAAACCUGCUGCCACUCCAAAAUCCCAACUUUCAGAGUCACCUGGUAUGUUCAGACCUCUAGGUGAUGUGUCUGGAUUAACAAUGAUCACACCAUGUUCAGAGGCAUAUCUAUAAUUUGAA